Rhopalosiphum maidis (corn leaf aphid) is the source of this 1253-nucleotide messenger RNA. Its product is annotated as cathepsin B-like cysteine proteinase 3. The transcript has 6 exons. Lineage: Eukaryota; Metazoa; Arthropoda; Insecta; Hemiptera; Aphididae. Gene Ontology annotation, molecular function: cysteine-type endopeptidase activity. Gene Ontology annotation, cellular component: lysosome. The record is from RefSeq and is a predicted model, not a curated record. The coding region runs from base 1 to 975 and encodes 324 amino acids.
AUGCGUUCGUUUAUUUCAAUCGUGAUUUUCGUUUCGUCCGUCACAUGGGUGGCCGCCGCAACCGACACGGCUUUUGCCAAAACGUCUUACGAGAAUUUCACGUCUAGAGUUCAGAAAUUGGUUCAAAAAACAAACUACGACGGCUGGUCGAAAAAUAGAAAGACUUCUGAUAUCAGUUACAAAACGGAUAUACCGACAGAAUUCGAUGCACGUCAGUAUUUCGUCAAUUGUGCAAAUGUCAUCGGCGACGUCAAGGAUCAAGGAAACUGUGCUUCCAGCUGGGCGGUGGCAGUGGCUUCAACUUUCACGGACCGGCUUUGUAUUGCGACCAAUGGAAAAUUCACCAAAAACUUAUCCGCACAACAUUUAAUGUCUUGUGGUGAUAGUGAAAGAUUGGGUUGUGAUGGUGGAUCGGCAUUUAAAGCUUGGGAGUUUACCGCGGGCAAAGGAAUAGUGACUGGCGGUAACUUCGAUUCGAAUGAGGGUUGCCAGCCGUAUAAAAACAGGCCUUGUGAUCAUUAUGGUGAUGACAGUAGAAUGACAAAUUGUUCGAGUCUCCGUAGAACGCAAAUGACAAUUUGCAGAGAAAAGUGUACUAACAAAAACUACAAAGUUAAAUACGAAGACGAUUUAUACAAAACUUCGGUCGUUUACAUGACAUCGUGGACAAACGUCACACAAAUUCAACAAGAGAUUAUGACCUAUGGCCCUGUGACUGCGUUGAUGUACGUGUAUGAAAAUUUCAUAGGAUACAAAAAAGGAGUUUACAAGUCUACAACAGGUGAUCUUAUAGGAUAUCAUCACGUCAAGUUGAUCGGAUGGGGUGUUGACAGCGACGGCAACGAAUACUGGUUGGCGAUGAAUUCGUGGAAUUCAAAUUGGGGAGACCGUGGACUUUUCAAAAUCCUCAAAGGUUACAAUUUCUGUUCGAUCGAACUCUUAGUGAUGGCCGGCAUCGCAGAGGUUUCUCAAUAAUAACUAAAAUAAUAAUAAUUUAAUAUUCUUCUCAUCAUAUUAUUUUUAUUAUUACUAUUAGCGUUUAUUUAUUAUUUAUUUAUAUAAUUGUUUUUGACAUUUGUAUUAUAGUACCUAUUUUAAUAAUUGUAUAUAAUUAUAAAUCCAUGUAUAUUUUAAUAAUUUAUUUAUUGUACAUAUCAUAAUAUUUCGUAUAACAUGAUGCAUUGGCUGAAAUAAUAAUAUGAUACAUGUUAUACGGAGCUAAUUUAUUUGAUAUUUUCUCGCUGUAGUACACA